Molecule: messenger RNA, 2355 nt
Organism: Lasiosphaeria miniovina
Lineage: Eukaryota; Fungi; Ascomycota; Sordariomycetes; Sordariales; Lasiosphaeriaceae
Product: RNI-like protein
Exons: 4
Coding region: 210-2048 (612 amino acids)
Biological process (GO): SCF-dependent proteasomal ubiquitin-dependent protein catabolic process
Cellular component (GO): SCF ubiquitin ligase complex
Molecular function (GO): protein binding
Source: RefSeq, a predicted model, not a curated record
CUUUGGCUUGGCACAAGUCAGGUGCUUUGGCGUCAAAGACUUACCAGGUUCUAAAGUGAAUUUGCCCCUCCUCGCGUUUAUCAACCGUGUCUAGUUCGCAACACCUCAACUUUCAUAAUUUCUCACUCUGUCGUUAAGCUUGAUUGCUGUUCCCUCAAACCAAGCAUUCGAGUGUCUGUACGACUUGUGUUUCCUUAAACGCAGCCAAGAUGUCUCGACGGCCUAAUCGUCGCAUUAUGGGGCCGCAAUCAGCCCUUACAGAUUUCCUGGCUACGCACCAUAUAUCCGCCGCCCAGAUACGUGCAGAUGCUGAUGCACGGCGAAGAGCGGCGCAAAGAAACCAGGAUGAACCCGGUGAAGAGCAGAGCGACCAGGUUUCGGCGCCCCCACUGGCCCCGGAAGUUACUGUUGCCCCAAGCCCGGCACUCCCGACUAGGACUAGGGGACGGGCGGCGACCGAAGUGACGUCCCGGGAGGAGAAGCGCAAGAAGGAACAGAAGGUCAUUGAAAAGAUCAAGGCCAGCAAAAAGUUCCAGAAGCGGAAGCGUGAUCUUGACGACUCGGACGAUGAAGACGAUCUCGCCCUGGCUAUCUUCCAGGAACGGUCGGCUCCUCUCCCCGGUCAGAUGGAGAACUGUGCCGUCUGUGGGAAGCGGUUCACCAUUACCCCUUAUUCCCGUGGUGCACCUGACGGUGGGUUGCUUUGCACCCCUUGUGGCAAAGAACUCGACCAGAAGGGCGGCGCUCCAAAAAAGAAAGCCAAGCGUGCGAGCGGUGGUCCAGUGGGCAAGCGCCGGCAGAUGCAGAGCACCAUCUUGGACGGCACCUAUCGGCCGGGUGCGAAAAGCCUGAUGACCCUGUGCAUCGAGACUCUGGCCAAAAAUAUUGAUCUCGCCGAAGACUUGGGAGACUUGCCGCCCUUGGUAAUCGACAAGAUUGCUCGCAAACUCUCCAAGCACCGCCUCCUCAAUCCUACAACCCUUCAUCUGUUUCUACAGCCAUCGGCCGAGGAGGUGUACAUCUAUGACGGGGCGAAGCUCGGUGCCACGGAUUAUAUCAAAAUCUUCCAAACGGUACCGUCGCUGAAAAGACUCAAAAUUCGGAACGGCAUUCACUUCAAGGAUGAGGUCAUGGAGUAUCUCGCCUCCCGCAAUAUUGACCUCGAGCAGCUCUAUCUGCACGGAUCGAAUCUCUUGUCACAGGACAGGUGGAAGCUGUACCUAGAAGAGAAGGGCAAAUCCCUCUACUCUCUUCGGGUUUAUUGGACGGACAAGCACUUUGGUGACGAAGUCCUGUCAGUGCUCGAGGCAUCUUGCCCCUCUCUGGAGAGGCUCAAGGUAUCGCACAAUCAGCAAGUUACUGGCAAUGGCAUCAAGGAAAUCGCCAAGUUGAAAUCUCUUCGACAUCUAAGCCUCGACCUGCGCAAUCAGGUCCGUUCGGACGUCUAUGUCAGUCUUUUGAGCGAGAUUGGAGCCGGACUCGAGACAUUCUCGCUGUCCCGAGUGCUAGAUGCCGACAACACCGUUCUUGACGCUAUCCACAACAACUGCCGGUCUCUCCGGAAGCUCCGCAUCACCGAAAGCGAUGUUAUGACCGACGAGGGAUUUGUGCGGCUCUUCAAAAACUGGGCCAACAGGAGCCUGCUAUUCGUGGACCUGGAAAAGUGCCGCCAGCUCGAAGCCUCGCACCCACGCGAAAACCCAGACAAUGUCGGCUUUUGCUCCAACGCGUUCCGCGCUUUGAUGGCACACUCGGGUAGGGCCAUCCGGCACCUCAACGUGCACGGCUGCCGCCAUAUUUCGGAGUCGGCCUUCGAGGACGUUUUCGCCCCCGGCAAGACCUACCCGGAGCUCUUCAAGCUGGAGAUCAGCUUCUGCGAGGAAGUCACCGACUUUAUUGUCGGCAGCAUCUUCCGCAGCUGCCCUAACCUGCGCGAGCUGAAUGUGUUUGGCUGCAUGAAAGUCAGGGACGUGCGAGUGCCGAGGGGCAAGAUUCUUGUCGGCGUGCCCACUGCGGUUGGCAUGGUGAUUGAGGGUGACGACGAUUAAUUGAGGUUGACUGUGGGCUUUUUCUUGCUGUGGUUCUAUUUUGCGGUUAUCGAUUUAUGAUCAAGCACCUGGUGGCUUAAUUUUUUUUUUCUUUUUUCUUUUCUCUCAUUUUCUAUUAGUAUGCACAUUUGCAUUCUGGCUGGCUGGCUUCCGAAUGUUCAGCUCUACCUCAUUUCAUCAUGAUGGCAUGUCUGAUGUUAGGAAAGAUUGGGGCGGGUUAUGGCUUUCGUUCCCCAUUGUAUGGCUGGUGUAUAGUCAUCAUGUACGGAGUAUUCUAUGUCUUUGACAGAGACAGUCUUGGUAUUUU